GAGAAGCAGAAGCUGCUGGAUGAGAUCGAAGACCUCACUGUGCAGCUCACAGAGGAGCAGGAGAAAAAGAGGAAGAUGGGCGACAAGCUGAGUCAGGAGAGGCACCAGUUUCAGAAGGAGAAGGAGUCGACGCAGGAGCUCAUUGAGGACCUCAGGAAGCAGCUUGAGCACUUGCAACUCUUCAAACUGGAAGCUGAGCAGCGAAGAGGCAGGAGCAGCAGCAUGGGGCUCCAAGAGUACAACAGCAGGACGCGGGAAACGGAGCUGGAGCAAGAGAUCAAGCAGCUCAAGCAGGAUAACAGGAACCUGAAGGAGCAGAAUGAUGAACUGAAUGGACAGAUCAUUAACUUGAGCAUCCAGGGAGCCAAGAACCUCUUCUCAGCCUCCUUCUCUGAAUCCCUGGCAGCGGAGAUCAGCUCGGUCUCCAGAGACGAGCUCAUGGAAGCAAUUCAAAAGCAAGAGGAGAUCAACUUCCGCCUGCAGGAUUACAUCGACAGGAUCAUCGUGGCCAUCAUGGAGACGAACCCCUCCAUCCUGGAAGUUAAGUAAGGGUGGCCGGGAGCCACCGGCUGUGCGCUCAUCGAUGGGUGUGGAUUUGGUGCUCUGAGAGGAUAAAGAGGGACUCGAAACGUCUUUGCUCUUGAUGAAGGCACAAGGAAGCAUCGCGUC
Cariama cristata (Red-legged seriema) is the source of this 669-nucleotide messenger RNA. RefSeq names its product rab11 family-interacting protein 3-like. The transcript is spliced from 4 exons. The annotation marks the transcript as partial. Gene Ontology annotation, biological process: endocytic recycling; regulation of cytokinesis. NCBI's taxonomy places the organism in Eukaryota, Metazoa, Chordata, Aves, Cariamiformes, Cariamidae. Gene Ontology annotation, cellular component: recycling endosome membrane; endocytic vesicle; cleavage furrow. The record is from RefSeq and is a predicted model, not a curated record.